AGUGUGCCUUCAAAUCUACCAAACAUCGUGGCGUGAAAGAAGUUUACAAUGAGGUCGCAGAUUCAAAAAGCGGCAAUACUCACAAUAAUGAUUUGCCUGAUAUUGAUUACCGUUCAAUUAUUCAAAAAUGGACGAGAAAGACAAACAAGAGUGAUGCAGUCGAUGCCACCCCCUGUGCCUUUGGGAAACCAAGAAGGACCAAGGAAGUGGUGUGUUCCUCAGAAUUCAGUGUAUUUCCUCAAGAUCCCGAAAUGCGCAUCUACUACUAGUUUCCAGAUUUUCGUUGCGUACGGAGUCAAGCACGGCCUGUCCUUCGCCCUACCGCCAGUAUUGAGGUCUCCGAAGCCAGAAUAUGGUUCUCCCGACGGUCGCUACAACAUGGUCGUAACCCACACGCUGUUCGAUAACGAUAGAGCACAACAGGUGAUGAAAGAAUCAGCCAAAUAUGUCGCAACUAUACGGGAGCCAGCAUCACGCUUCGAGUCCAUGUGGUAUUUUGGACGCUAUGAAAAGAGGUUUGGCAUGAAUCUUUCUGCCUUUAUAAAAGCGUCACAGUACACAUCAAAUCAGAAGAGGAAACUGAACACAAUCGCUACUUUUUUCGGGGUCAAAGAUCCCAGCGAUCGCGCAACAAAGAGUGAGAUGUAUGGCAAGGCAAAAUGGUUGAAUCAGAUCUUUGACUUGGUGAUGAUAGCUGAAAGGUUCGACGAGUCCCUGGUCCUCCUCAAGCACCUUAUGUGCUGGGACACUGAAGACGUCGUUUAUGUCAAAGCUAAGAUUCGGAGUCCGUCUUAUAGGCCUAAGGUCUCGGAGGAGGAGAAAGACAGGCUUCGGGAAUUGAACAGUCAGGAUGUCAUUCUGUACAGGUUCUUCAGUGAAGUGUUUGAGGAGAAAGUGAAAGCCUUUGGAAAGGAAAGGAUGCGGAGGGAAGUCGAGGACCUUCGCCAAGCAAAUGCUCGACUUCUGGAGGACUGCGGAGCUGAGCUGACCGGAUCAUCCAACACUGUGAAAACUUGGCGAGUAAAAAGUAACUCGAGUAUUUGUAAGAUGGUGUCAUUAAAUGGGGCUAAUAUUAUAAACCAACUUAUAAGAAGACAGAAGAUAUGGGUCUCUAGCAACUUAACUUAUGACCUAUUAUCAUGGACUUUUACGUAAGUGAAAGGACAAACGGUAUUUGAAAUAUACGUUAUAGGAAAGAUGGCAAUCUAAAUAAAAAUGAAACUUUACUAAAGGCAUAUAUCAAUCUUAAACAUUUUA
Molecule: messenger RNA, 1257 nt
Organism: Penaeus indicus
Lineage: Eukaryota; Metazoa; Arthropoda; Malacostraca; Decapoda; Penaeidae
Product: galactosylceramide sulfotransferase-like
Exons: 6
Coding region: 49-1155 (368 amino acids)
Biological process (GO): glycolipid biosynthetic process
Cellular component (GO): membrane
Molecular function (GO): galactosylceramide sulfotransferase activity
Source: RefSeq, a predicted model, not a curated record